Puccinia triticina is the source of this 3138-nucleotide messenger RNA. RefSeq lists its product as uncharacterized. The record is from RefSeq and is a predicted model, not a curated record. Gene Ontology annotation, cellular component: mitochondrion. Gene Ontology annotation, molecular function: L-glutamate dehydrogenase (NAD+) activity. The transcript is spliced from 20 exons. NCBI's taxonomy places the organism in Eukaryota, Fungi, Basidiomycota, Pucciniomycetes, Pucciniales, Pucciniaceae. Bases 1 to 3138 code for a protein of 1045 amino acids.
AUGUCCGAUAACCUCCUCGCCCCAGAUCCCGUCAAAGCUACUGGUCAACUUCAUGUGCCCGGAUUCACUCCUAGUGCAACACCUGAACCUCCUCAUCGUCACCAUGUUGUGAAAAAUACAGCGGGUUACGAAGAUAUCGUCUUUGAGGGCAAGAAAACCCAAGCCUUGAACGUUGAGGAGAUCGUCGGAAAGAGUGGUUUUGUUCCCCAGAAUUUGGUUCACAACGAGGUUGCUUGGUUCUACAACAACCUCGGCAUCGAUGACCAGUAUUUCCGCAUGGAAAGUGCGGAGACUGUGGCAGAGCACGUCACAUCUUUGUACGGGGCCAAGAUUCUCGCCUGGUCUCGUCAUCAGAAGCAGCUCGAUAUCAAUCUUGAAAAGGAGACCGAAACAAAUGCAGUUUACAUUCACUCUUCCACUCCCGGGGUGUCUGACCCGUCGACCAAUUUCGAGGCUAGGAUUGACGAAAAAUUCUUAGACAUUCCAAUGAAGGACGGCACGUUCAGGUUAGAAACCUAUCGAUCAGCUGGUAAUGUGGCUUCCAACGUGGCCCAGCAAUUACGGUGCUACUUCGUAACCAAGUGCAACUUUGUCAAUCCAUCACCGGAUGCGAAAUCUGCUGAUUACUCAGACAUCCGAAAAGUUUCUGAUCAGACCUUUUUAUCCAAGGUUUCCCCGAACACGCUCGAGAUUUAUCAAUCAUUGAUGCAAGCUGCCUUGACUCGGACGGGUCCAGUUGUCGAGUGUUACGAGGUCGAAGGCAACACUCUGGAGCGAAGGGUGGUGAUUGCCUACAGACACGCUAGUACCAACCACUUCUUUAGUGCCAUGAGUGAUUUGUAUCACUUCUAUGGCCUCUACAGUACCCGAAAAUACGUUGAACGGUUCAGUAAUGGCAUGACCAUUAUUUCUAUCUAUUUGCAUUCCCUUCGUGGCCCUCCUAUCGAGUCCGCAAUCACCCAAGUCAUUCGCGAGGCAUCAUUAGUCUUCUGUCUUCCCAACAAUCCGUUUUUCCAGCCAUCGACACACCAUGCAGUUCAGGAAGCCGCCUAUGCAUACUGUGCUUCAAUCUUUUCGCAGCACUUUCUUAAUAGACUGGGACCUUCAUACCUUGCCCUCAAGGGUCUCCUGAACGAGUCAGAUCCGAUGCAAGCCGGCGUCCUUAACGACAUUAAAAGAAGGUUCAGAGAAGAGACUUUCACCCGUCAGAGUAUUACCGAAGUCGUCUUGGCUUAUCCUUCAAUUAUCCGAUUACUUUACGUAAACUUUGCCUUGGUUCAUUACAUCAAUGCAUCUUCAUCACGGCAACAGUUGAUGCCCACCUUAUCUUACCAGAGACUGCAAACCGGAACACCUUUGACUGAUGAAGAGUUGUAUGCAAAUAUUCGCAAAUCCGCCUCCAAUUCGCAUGAUCUUCAAGUCUUGGAAAGCUUCCUGGUGUUCAACAAACACAUCUUGAAGACCAACUUUUACACUCCGACUAAAGUUGCACUUUCUUUUAGAUUGGAUCCGGCAUUCCUACCGGACGCCGAAUAUCCCAUGACGCCGUAUGGACUUGUGAUGGUAGUCGGUUCGGACUUCAGAGGGUUCCAUCUAAGGUUCAAAGAUGUUGCGCGAGGUGGGAUCCGAAUUAUUCGUAGUCGGAACAAGGAGAACUAUUCGAUCAACCUUCGACAGCAGUUCGACGAGAACUACAACUUGGCAUUCACUCAAUCCUUAAAGAACUCGACCAUCCCGGAGGGAGGUGCUAAAGGAACGAUCCUACCCGAGCUGGAAUCAAAUCCUAGGGCAUGCUUCGAGAAAUAUGUCGAUGGUAUCUUGGAUCUCUUGAUCCCUGGUCAAUCGCCUGGGAUUAAAGAUCCAAUCGUUGAUCUUUACAAUCGGCCGGAGGCUCUGUUCUUUGGUCCUGAUGAGGGAACUGCGGACAUGAUGGAUUGGGCUGCAUUGCAUGCCCGAGAAAGAGGCUAUGAUCAGUGGAAGAGUUUUACUACCGGAAAGAGCGCCGGUCUAUUAGGCGGUAUCCCUCAUGAUGCCUUCGGUAUGACCAGUUUGUCCGUUCGGCAAUUCAUCGUCGGCAUCUACCGCUCAUUAGGCCUCAAAGAGACCGAGGUCACCAAAAUUCAAACAGGGGGUCCUGAUGGAGAUUUAGGAUCAAAUGAGAUCUUGUUAUCCAAAGAUAAAACGAUUACGAUCAUUGAUGGUAGCGGUGUGAUACAUGACCCAAAAGGAUUGGAUCGGAGUGAACUAGUCCGUCUUGCCCAUGCUCGGCAGAUGGUUAGUAAAUUUGAUUCGAGCAAGUUCAGCAAGGAGGGAUACUUUGUCUCCGUCGACGCCAACGAUGUUGUUCUACCCAGCGGCGAGAUCAUACCUGAUGGAACCGCUUUCAGAAAUGACGCUCAUUUCCGGUACAAGGCUGACAUCUUUGUUCCCUGUGGUGGCCGACCCGAGGCCAUCAAUGUGGGCAAUGUGACAAGAAUGUGGGAUGCUGAAGGCAAGCCGAACGUGAAGUAUAUCGUUGAGGGUGCGAACUUGUUCAUCACCCAGCAAGCCCGUCUGGUGCUCGAGAAGAAGGGUGUCGUGUUGUUCAAAGAUGCUUCUGCGAACAAAGGAGGCGUCACUUCGUCUUCCUUGGAGGUCUUGGUUGGCCUUGGAUUAGAUGACAAGGAGUACCUCGAAUUAAUGACGUCGCAAAACUCACCAGGGUUCUCGGAAUUCUAUACGAAUUAUGUCCGAGACAUCCAACGCACGAUCACGAUGAAUGCGGCGGCGGAGUUUCAAUGUAUAUGGAAAGAAUCGAUGAAUGGGCAGAAGCCACGAGCGGUGAUCACAGAUGAAAUCGGAAAGAUCCUCAUGAAGCUGCAGACCCAAUUAGAGGAAUCCGAUCUCUUCGACAACCUUCCUGGUAGAAAGGCCGUCCUUAAACAGGCCAUCCCGAAAACCUUGAUUAGCAAAGUCGGCUUGGAGACGCUCAUGACUCGGCUGCCUGAAUCCUAUCAGCGCAGUUUGUUUGCUAGUUUCGUCGCUUUCAAAUAUAUCUUCCAGUAUGGUCUAUCGGCCUCCGCCGUCGAUUUCUUCCAUUUCUUCUCUCAUUUCAAAGAUGAUGCCACCGAAGCGACCAAGAAUCCUUCCGCUUCCUGA